Helicoverpa zea (corn earworm) is the source of this 926-nucleotide messenger RNA. Its product is annotated as RNA pseudouridylate synthase domain-containing protein 1-like. The transcript has 6 exons. Lineage: Eukaryota; Metazoa; Arthropoda; Insecta; Lepidoptera; Noctuidae. The record is from RefSeq and is a predicted model, not a curated record. Gene Ontology annotation, molecular function: RNA binding; pseudouridine synthase activity. Gene Ontology annotation, biological process: pseudouridine synthesis. Bases 58 to 876 code for a protein of 272 amino acids.
UACUGUUGUUUUUGAACGCGAUUUUUUGAAAAAUUGAGAGGUAUUUUGUCAACAAACAUGGCGGUGGAAAAGUUGUUUGAAAGCGAAAAUUUUUUGAUUGUAAACAAACCUUUUGAUAUGUACAUUAAUUCUGACGACGAAAAUGAAAAGAACACAGUAACGUACCACGUAGCGUCACCGGACUCGCACUUGUCCUCAUCAUUGUUUCCUCUUCAUUUCGUGCAACGCCUCGACUAUGCCACCAGUGGCGUCCUCUGUAUUGCGAAGAACAAAUCCUCUGCGGCCCGAGCAGGAAAACUCUUUGAAAAGAGACUAACAAUGAAGUAUUAUUUGGCCGUCGUUAGAGGGCACGUGGCGUUUGAAGUCGCUGAUAUUGAGUUUAACGUGGGUGUAGACCCAACAACAGCAGACUCAAGUCACCGGAUGUCAGCGCUCACGACGAGCGAAGCGUCGGAGCGAUGCUUGCAAUCGCGUCACGCGCACACGCGAGCACUGCGGCUCGAGACCGGGUAUUAUGAUAACAGACCCGUGUCGGUCCUGUUGUUGAAGCCUGUUACAGGUCGUCGCCAUCAGCUGCGCGUGCACUGCAGCGCGGUGGGGCACACGAUCCUCGGCGACUACACGUACAGUGGCACGCGGGACAGCAUGCCGCACAGGAUGUUUUUACAUGCCACUAGGCUCGUGCUUCCUCUACCCGAAGAACCACUGGACAUUCAGACGGCAGAACCGUUCUUUUCAGACCCGAAAUUCAGUAGCAAAUGGCGGUCAGACACGGCGUAUUACAAGUAUCGGAACAAAGAGGAUUUUAAAGGCGUGUGCGACAUUCUAAACAAAUCCUACGUUAUAGGCGUUCAGUAUAAAAUGUAUAAGAUGUAAACAGUAUGAUUUUGUACUUUAUUUUAAUUAUACAAAAGCGUAUAAUGAUU